AUCGAGAAAUUUAGUCGUCAAAGAGUUGUAUCACUUAGCGAUUCGUUGGCAUUACGUUUUGUAAAUUGGUUCAGCUUCCGCACAGCCGCGACGGUGCUGGUGGGACGUGCGUAGGUAGAAUGUGUCAGAAGUGGACGGUGGAUUUACUCGUACAUUGUGCAUAUAUAGAAAUAUAAGAAGUUAUGGACGUAGUUACAAGUCAAUUAUUGCGACAGUAAUUCUAUAUUACUCUGGUCUUUUAUAAUAUCAUAUAUGUACAUAUACAUAUAUACAUACAUAUAUACAUGAAUGUACCUGAGUGGUCGUUUGUGUGAACGUGUGUGUAGCUGUCUUCGAGCAAUUGAGUUAAUUGCUACAAACCAGUUGGAAGUGUUAAUUAGUUGUCAUAAUUAAGAGCGGUGAAUCGAUGUGAAGUGCUAGCCUUUUGCCUUUGUUAAUGGCAAUGUGAAAGACAAGUGAAAUUGAGUGAAGCUGCGUACGAAUUGCUUUAAUUUAAACACACUCGCAUAAGAAUUAGAAGUAAUUUCUUCAUCACUUAACUACUUCUACUACAAACAUACGUACGUACAUAUAGUACCUAUAUUGAUUAUGGCCACGAACGGCAAUGGCUAUUCGCGCAAUUCGAAUGGCGCUUUAGCGCCAAACGGCACAACGACCGUUCUUAAGUACGAGAAAUCGUCAUGUCUCUUCUGCAACGAAUGGUUCGACUCACAAACUUUUACGGAACACCUCAUACAUUGCGGCCAAGUACUAGAGCAGUGCCCGAAUAGCUGCAACGCCUUUGUGCCACGUAUUCGUAUGCGCACACACCUAAAAGAGUGCCCCCGAGCCAAAGCACAGCCACAACAAUCGAAUAGCCUCGAACGUCUCGAUCAAUUCAUGGACAAUCGAAUAAAUCAGCUGGAAAAAGAUUUGAGCGCGCUGCGUUCGGUACUCAAUGAGGAGAUCGGCCAACGACUGCAUCUGAUCACAGAUGUUGGGAAUUUGCGUAAAUACAAUCAGGUCUUGGAGGAUUGGAAACACGAAUCCGAUGAAAGUGUCAGAGGCGUCAAAGCGCUACUCAAUGAGGAGAUUGUGCAACGACAGUUCGAGGUGGGCGAGGCCUACAAGGACAAUGUGGCCAAUUUCGAAAUGAUAAAGAAAGUCAAAGCCGACAUACAGGGGGAAAUGGAUGUGUUGCAAAAGAAUAUACAACAAUUGUCGCUGGAAGUGGCAGAACAUGUGAACCAUUUAAACGAUAACACCAUGAAACUGGAGGAGAUGAUCUUGGAAAAUGAGAAGAAGAAUCUUGACAAAUUCAUCGAGAUCGAAGAGUUCUUAAAUGUACUGGAUGGAGACUUGAAAACCAAGUUUGUCGCUAAUAGCGAUUUGAAUGCGAAACAGGCGAAUAUGGAUCUUGAGGUGAAGAGCAUGAAGAAUAUAGUUUGCGAGACGGAAGAACGCUGUGAGAAGUUGGAGGGUAUAGUGAAUCAAAUCGACACUAAACUGCAUCAAACCAUGCAAACCCUGGCGGAUUUAGAGAACCAUUUAGCCACUCAACAACGGCUCACCAGCAUACAAAAUACAAGAGGUCACUUGAUUUGGCGCAUCAAAGAUUUCUCGAAGAAACUGGAGGAGGCGAAGCAAUAUGAAACGAUACUGCAUAGCGCCAUGUUCUCCAACAAGCCAUAUGGUUAUGCGCUGCGCCUCGACAUACACCCGAACGGUAAAGGUACGUGGAAGGGCCGCAACUUGAUCGCCUGCCUCAAUGUAAUCGCCGGCGAGUACGAUGCGCUACUGUCCUGGCCGUGUCGCCUGCAAGCCGACAUAAUCAUACGCGCUCAAUUCAACAAUGCCGAGGAAUCGCAGGAUUAUGUGAAGACGAUUCUGGUGCGCAAGAAGAACGACGAGUUCAUACAGAACAACCAGUACUUUCAUAUACCACAUAAAAUUAUAACGAAUUCGAACUUCUUGCGUAAUGAUUCUUUAUAUGUGGAGGUGCGGGUUUUAAAGUGACCUUGCGAGAGAAGACGUAAUUAUACUUUUACUAUAUAGAACUAGUUAGGUAAACCAGUUUGUAAGCGAAGCAUUUUUACUUAUUUCAGUUCAAAGUAAGAGAGAAUCAUAAUUUUGUAUAUAUGUACAUACUUAUACCAGAUUCCGUUUAAAUUAAUAAACGUAUACAUUUGUACUAAUA
This is a messenger RNA of Bactrocera dorsalis (oriental fruit fly), 2176 nucleotides long. RefSeq names its product TNF receptor-associated factor 3 (gene Traf-like). Gene Ontology annotation, molecular function: tumor necrosis factor receptor binding; ubiquitin protein ligase binding. NCBI's taxonomy places the organism in Eukaryota, Metazoa, Arthropoda, Insecta, Diptera, Tephritidae. The record is from RefSeq and is a predicted model, not a curated record. Gene Ontology annotation, cellular component: cytoplasmic side of plasma membrane; plasma membrane signaling receptor complex. Gene Ontology annotation, biological process: tumor necrosis factor-mediated signaling pathway; protein K63-linked ubiquitination; regulation of canonical NF-kappaB signal transduction. Bases 589 to 1995 code for a protein of 468 amino acids. The transcript has 6 exons.